AUGUAAUAUUAUUGCUAACUGCAUUCAUUACCAUACACAUAGGUAUGUUUGUAACAUGAUUGUACAAGAAAAGGUCCACUUUGUGAUAUGUGUACUGAUACUCAUGAUACACAUACAAUCAAAAAUUUGGAUACUUAUAUAAAUGAAUAAGUCAAAUAUUUAAACGCUGAAUAUUAAACUAAUAUUAUGUAGAAACUUGAAUAGUUAAAAACAUUCUUUCAUAGCAAAAUAUCUUAAUUAUUAAUUGAUGUAAGUUAAAUAGAUGAAAAAAGAAAGAAAGAAUUAGUGAAGUAAUUGAAAUCAGAAAAAAUGAGUAUCCAAUAAUUCCAAUCAAAAUUGAUUGAGUUAGUUUAAAGAGACUAAUUAAAAGAUAAAGAAUAUUUAGAAUCAUUUUAUGAACAAAUUCUUGAUAUAGAAAAAUAAUUGAAAUAAGCAUUUUCUCAAUUACCAAUCAAAUAAGCUUCACCUCAAUAGUAUACUCAAACAACAUCAUAAUCAUAAAAUAUACUCAAUUAUAAAUCUAAUAUAUCUGAUGGCAGAGAAAUAUCUCCAGAAUUAACUAAUCGAUCAAAUAAAUCAAACAAAUCAAAUAGAUCAAAAGAACCUAUAUUUCAAUAAAAAUAGGCUAGUAUUUCUCCUAUUAGAAAAUAAUUAUUAUAGAGAGAUUUAAUGCCUGUUGGUUCAUUUAAUAAUUCAAAAUUAAAAAAUUAUUUUACCGAAUAAGAUUCUCAAUAAUCAGCUAGAAGUAAAUAGGAUACAUUAAAUUCUUUUAAAAUCACAAAACCAUUUGAUUUAGAUAAAUCCUCUGAUAAAGUAUAAAAUCAAGAAAGUUACCAAUCUAAAUAAAAAUCAUCAAAUUCUUCAUUUGAAAUCUAAAGGCCAGUCGAACCAUUUAAAGUCAAUAAUAUGCAAACUUAAUCUAUAGAUUUAUUACCAAAGUCUCCAGAAUCAAAAUUAUUUAAUAAAUCUCCAAAUACUCUUAAGUCUCCAUAAUAAGAAAGUGUUUUUAAAUAUAUUUAGUAGGAAUAACCUCAUUAAACUGGCUAUUUUGCAAGCUAGAAACAUUAAACAUAAAAUGAUAAUAAAAGCUUCUUAAAAGAUAAUAAUUCUAUUCGAGAAUAUGUUACUUUAAAAGAUGAAAAAUAAUAAUAGAAUCAAAAUUUAAUUACUCCUAUGACAAUUGAGAUACUUAAUUAAUAUUAAGAUAAUUAUACAAAUGAUGAGAACAAUUAAAAAAUUCAAUAAUCAGUUUUUUAAGACUAUUAAUAAUCUUAUGAAUAACAUUAUUCUAUUUCAAAUCAACUUUUAUUUGAACCUACAGAAUUAAAUAAUAUUUAAUAAUAAAAUAGCAUUAAAUAAUCUACCUCCUCAUAGUCAAAUUUUUAACCCUAAUAGUUUAAUGAAAAUAGAUCUUAAUUAGAUUUAUCAUACAUUAGUUCAAAGUAAAUAAAAUUAAUACUUUAGGUCUAAAGGCCCGCCUUAAGUAAAAUUAAAUCUUAAUUUACUGAAUCCUCUAUCCAUAGAAAAUGAAUAAACAUUAAAAGCUCAUGAUAAAAGUGUCAAAGAUCUUAAAUUAAUGGAUAGUGAUAAAAUUAUCUCCUGUUCAAAAGAUGGUUCAAUUAAAAUAUGGGAUAAGUAAUAUAUUAAAUUUUUAAAAUUAGGCGAUCAAGAUAAUUGAAAAUGACUCUCAAAGAGCAUUAAGAUUAAGUAUUAUGUAUCGCAUUUUCAAAAAAAAGAAUUAUUGCUAGUGGUUCUGUUGAUAAAACUGUUCGUAUUUGGAAACCAUGCCCAUUUUGGAAAUAAGUAUAUAUUUGCGAAGGACAUGCAGAUAGAAUUAGAUCUUUAGAAUUUGUUGGAAAUUACAUAGCAUCUGGAUCAGAUGAUACUUAUGUUAAAUUUUGGAACUAUGAUGGGUAAUUAUAACAUUCAUUUAAAACAAAUGCCAGAGUAAGUGCUUUCGCAGCUGAAAGACAUAAUCUAAUAAUUGCUAGCGGAAAAAAUCUCAUUUUAUAUGAUACAUAAACUAAUAAUAAGAUAUUAGAAGUGGGUGCUCAUAAAAACUUAAUUUUAUGUCUGGCUUUGUCUAGCAAUAAUUCUUAAAACAGUGGAAUUUUGAUUAGUGGAUCAAAGGAUAGUUGUAUAAAAAUAUGGUAAUAUCCAAAACUUUAGGAAUUAAGGAGUCUUGAUGAAGAUUAUCCAGUUCAUUCUAUAAGUUUUGAUCCUGAUUCUUAACAACUUUUUGCUGGACUUAUGGGAUUCGAAUAAGAAGGGAAAAUAACAGUUUGGAAAUUAGAUACAUAACCACAAAAAGUUUAAGAGAUUAGUAUGAAUCCUUAUGGUUGCAAUAAGGUUCUUUCGGAAGGGAAAUAUUUAUACAGUGCACAUGAAAAUAGAAGGAUUGAAUUCUAUACUAUUGAUUGA
Messenger RNA from Paramecium sonneborni, 2421 nucleotides. The record is from the annotation of a GenBank genome assembly. NCBI's taxonomy places the organism in Eukaryota, Ciliophora, Oligohymenophorea, Peniculida, Parameciidae.